This is a messenger RNA of Anarrhichthys ocellatus (wolf-eel), 5579 nucleotides long. It is a transcript of the gene pcdh10a, whose product is annotated as protocadherin 10a. Gene Ontology annotation, cellular component: plasma membrane. Bases 553 to 3714 code for a protein of 1053 amino acids. Gene Ontology annotation, biological process: homophilic cell-cell adhesion. The transcript has 4 exons. Gene Ontology annotation, molecular function: calcium ion binding. Lineage: Eukaryota; Metazoa; Chordata; Actinopteri; Perciformes; Anarhichadidae. The record is from RefSeq and is a predicted model, not a curated record.
GAAGCCGAGCUGCGAACAUCAUCCGCUUUGAGCGCUUAGGCGCAGUGAUUACAUCCUCUCAGAGCGAGAUAGAGAGAAAGUCCUGUUAUUCGCCAGUGCUCGUUUAGAAGUUGCAUUUGUUAUAGAUUCCGUCGGAGCGUGAAUAGGACUUUUUGCUGUCUUCUUUUUUUCUACUCAUGUGGAAUUUCCUCUGUUGUUCUGUGACUUUGUGUGAAGAACGGGCAGUCUGUUCUGUGCACAGGGAGUGUUGGCUUUGCGUCCUGGCGCCAGCCUGCAAUGUUUGCGCCGACGCCAAAAACUCACAGACCGGUGCAGAAUUGAUUAAAACAGGGAAGCUCGGAUCAAAUGGCUGUGCUUCUCACAGCUGAAACGACACAAUGUUCCACUGACCCGAGGCAGAGGCGAGGAAUUUCACAAGCGGACAGCUUUGUUACCGUUUAUUUCAUUGCUUUUUUACGGACAGAGAAAAUGGGAAAUGCUCAUUUCUUGUAAGAAAAGGGAAUAACACUUUUUUUAAUCGUCUUGAAGUGCACUUUGAGAGAGGGAGAGGAGAUGAUUUGGUUAAUAAUCCUGCUCUCCAUCCUGCAUGGAGCGGUCUCUCAGCUACACUACUCCGUGCCAGAGGAGCAGGAACCUGGCUCUGUGGUUGGGAAUAUUGCAGAGGAUUUGGGGCUGGACAUUACCAAACUUUCCGCUCGCCGCUUUCAAACGGUGCCUAGUUCACGGACACCUUAUCUGGAGGUGAACUUAGAGAACGGUGCACUCGUGGUGAAGGAGAAAAUUGACCGAGAAGAAAUCUGUAAGCAGACCAUCCCGUGCCUAUUGCACCUGGAGGUGUUUCUGGAGAACCCACUGGAGCUCUUUCGCGUGGAGAUUGAGGUGAUGGAUAUCAACGACAAUCCGCCCAGCUUUCCCGAGACGGACAUUUCCGUGGAGAUAUCGGAGAGCGCCGUCCCCGGGACCCGUUUCCCAGUGGAGAAUGCCUUUGACCCUGACGUGGGCACAAACGCGCUCAGCACAUACGCCAUAACGAAUAAUAACUAUUUUUACCUUGACGUGCAGACGCAGAGCGACGGGAAUAAGUUCGCGGAGCUGGUGCUGGAGAAGCCGCUGGACAGGGAGCAGCAGGCGGUGCACCGCUAUGUGCUGACUGCUGUGGAUGGCGGCAUCCCGCAGCGGACCGGGACGGCUCUCCUGGUGGUCAGAGUUCUGGACUCUAAUGAUAACGCGCCCACCUUUGACCAGUCUGUGUACUCCGUUAACCUGCGGGAAAACUCUCCGGUGGGCACUCUGAUCAUUCAGCUCAACGCCACGGAUGUUGACGAGGGACAAAACGGGGAAAUCGUUUAUUCUUUCAGCAGUCACAACGCCCCGCGGAUAAAGGACUUAUUCAACAUUGACGCGAGAACAGGAAGGAUAGAGGUGGCGGGUGAGGUGGACUUUGAGGAGAGCAACACGCAUCAGAUUUAUGUCCAGGCUAAGGAUUUGGGGGCUAAUGCGGUCCCCGCGCACUGCAAAGUGCUGGUCAAACUCGUGGACGUGAACGACAACACACCAGAGAUCGGGUUCAGCACUGUGACUGAAUCCGUGAGCGAGCAGGACGCCCCGGGCACCGUGAUCGCACUUUUUAGCGUCUCAGACCGGGACUCUGGUGAGAAUGGACACAUGAGCUGCGAGAUACUGGGAGACGUUCCUUUCAAGCUGAAAUCGUCUUUUAAAAACUACUACACUAUUGUGACGGACGGGCCGCUGGACAGAGAGAACACAGAUUCCUACACAAUCACCGUGGAGGCCAAAGAUAAGGGUCAGCCGUCGCUCGCCACCAGCAAGUCUAUUAAAGUGCACGUCUCCGAUGAGAAUGACAAUGCGCCCCGUUUUACGCAGGCUGUUUAUGAUGUGUAUGUGACUGAGAAUAAUGUGCCCGGUGCUUUCAUUCACGCCGUGAGCGCCCUGGACCCCGAUGUAGGACAAAACGCUCUUAUUACUUACUCCAUAUUGGAGUGUGACAUACAGGGCAUGUCUGUGGACACGUAUGUGUCCAUAAACCAGGACACCGGCUACCUUUACGCGCUGCGCUCUUUUGAUUACGAGCAGCUGAAGGAGUUUAGCUUCAUGGUCCAAGCGAAAGACUCUGGUGCUGCGGAGCUCUUCUCCAAUACCACUGUAAGUGUGAUCAUAGUUGACCAAAAUGACAACGCUCCCUCUGUUAUAGCCCCCAUCGGUAAAAACGGCACAGCCAAAGAGCACCUGCCGCGCUCCGCAGAGCCCGGCUACUUGGUCACGCGCAUUGUGGCUAUGGAUGCGGAUGAUGGCGAGAACGCACGGCUGUCCUACAGCAUCCUGCGGGGCAACGAGAUGGGGAUGUUCCGCAUGGACUGGAGGACAGGGGAGCUGAGGACAGCCCGCAGGAUCUCUCCCAAGCGGGAUCCGCAGGGCUUCUACGACCUGCUGAUCGAAGUCAGGGACCACGGGCAGCCCCCUCUCUCCUCCUCCGCGAGUGUGAGUGUAAUGCUAGUGGACAGCGUGGUCGAAGGCCGCAGUGGGGAUCGAGGCUCUGCCUCCAAGGCAAAGGAGACCUCCCUUGACCUCACCCUAAUUCUCAUCAUCGCCUUGGGCUCCGUGUCUUUCAUCUUCCUCCUGGCUAUGAUCGUGCUGGCCGUGCGCUGCCAAAAGGACAAGAAGCUCAACCUGUACACUUGCCUGCUGGCCGGUGAGUGCUGCUUGUGCUGCGGCUCGUGCUGUAGUAGGCACGCUCGAGGACGGAAACAGAAGAAGCUGAGUAAAUCUGACAUCAUGUUAGUUCAGAGCACCAACGUGACGUCAGGGGUCGGGCCCGUGGGGCAGGUGCCCGUGGAGGAGUCUGGUGUGGGCGGCGUGGGGGGGGGCUUCGGCUCCCACCAUCACCAGAACCAGAACUCCUACUGCUACCAGGUGUGUCUGACACCGGAGUCCGCCAAAACGGAUCUGAUGUUCCUAAAACCGUGCAGCCCCUCCCGCAGCACUGACACGGAUCACACCAACCCCUGCGGCGCCAUAGUCACGGGUUACAGUGACCAACAACCGGACAUCAUAUCCAAUGGCAGUAUUCUCUCUAACGAGACAAAACACCAACGAGCAGAACUCAGCUAUCUGGUGGACAGACCAAGACGUGUCAACAGUUCGGCAUUCCAAGAGGCAGACAUCGUCAGCUCCAAAGACAGCGGUCACGGUGACAGCGAACAAGGCGACAGUGACCACGAUGCCACCAACCGGGGUCAUUCGGCCGGAGCUGACCUGUUCUCCAACUGCACGGAGGAGUGCAAGGCCCUGGGCCACUCUGACCGCUGCUGGAUGCCAUCCUUUGUGCCAUCUGACGGGCGCCAGGGGCCGGACUACCGCAGCAACCUACACGUCCCCGGCAUGGACGCCACCCUGCCCGACACUGAGGUACCUUCCUCCGUCAACCUCUCCGACCAACUGACCAUGACCUCAACCGCCGCCUCGUUCAACGAUAGGUCAUUCUCCACCUUUGGCAAGGAGGGUCAAAGGUCACAGUCACACCACAGCCUUCACCAUCACCUCCAUCAGCAACAGCAGCAGUACAGCUCCAGCACGCUAGAGAGGAAAGAGUAUGAUAGGGGGACCCUGCCGUACAAAGCUACCUUUCUCUGUGAGUAUCAGUAUGAAAGUUCACUGGGACCCUACGACUUCGGUCUGGUCCAGUACAGAGACUAGAGGAGGGGACGAUCAAUCUGCCCUUUGAUUCUGAUCUGGGCUUUUUAUUUUGCUCAUCAACGUUUAUUUCUUAUAUUUUUUAAAGAGUUUUAAAAACUAUGACUUUUUGUUUUGUUGUAUUGUUUUUACUUUGUAAAUUUGAAUUUAUCUCACCGAAUGUAAAAUGUAAUCUAUUAUUGCUAACUCCACUUCUCCAAAACCCACUCUGAAAACUUCAACCUUACCUUUUCUAACGCUAAAUACUGUCUGUACAUAUGUGACUAAUUAUUAAAAUAAACAAACAUUGAAUUGGACACAUUUUAAACUGCUGUUGCCCCUUUUUCGCCUUUCUCUAAAUUCCCCCUCAGAAUCCUCUCCUGUCAGCCUUUUGUAUCUGAUGCUCAUAUAAGUAAAGGUCACCAACACAAGCACACUUCAUGUUUAUAUUCCUUACCUCUUCACACAGCUACAGUUAAACGCCGUUUAUGGUUUAAUACAUGCUCUGAGGAAAUGAAGGAUAGAUCAUCUCAUGUUCGAAAGGACAUCUUUUAUUUUCCAUUUGCUUAACAUCGGAGUUCUGCUCGAGCACGAUGGCUUCCCUACUGAAUAGCUCGAAAGGUGAAACGCACAACCCACGCGUCGUCUUUUUCACAAGGAUUGAAGUCCAUUUUGUUCUAAAAAGGAAGUGUCGAGUAUCUAUACUCGCUUGCUUGUGGAUCAAUACUCGACAUAAAGAUGGGGGGGAGAGGUGGGCUGUCAACACCGAGGUCAAGAUUCUGCAGUUGGAGAAGUCACACUCACAAGUUUGUGUGCAAGAGAAGAGGGAAAGUAUUUCAAUAUAUUAAGGGAAGCUUCAUUUGGCACAUGAAUGAUUUUGAUAUAUAUUGGUAAUGUAGUUUCCAGCUUGAAAUUCUAAAGAAGCAGAAUGAGAUUCCUUAGAGAUGACGGCAGGAUGCUUUCCAAGCUCCCACGUAACAUGAAUAUUCUAUGAGCUCUAAGAGUCGAGGAUGGAUUCAAUACACACAUUGAGUAGAGAAGUCAUUUCCAGUCACCACCAUCUUAACCACCAUCCUUCAUGAUACUGCAUGCCGACUGUCUCUCAGGUAAACGACGACCGCUAUAACCUGCUUUUUUUUGUUCUUUGUUUGCAACUUAGCAAACGAAGCCAAGUAAUUUUUCCUCUUGCACAUCAGGUCUGUUUGAGACAUAAUUUGUAUUUAGCCUUUAGGUGCACGAGCUCGCUCCAAAUAUAGCAGCCUGCGUGUCUGCUCCUCCCGUCUGCCUCGAAGGGUUGGGAUAAAUGCACUCCAUACUCCUCUGUCCAAAACUCUCCACCAUAUUAUAUUUCACUUUAUUUUUUUGAUUUACAAUUUCACCCAUUUUUCCCACUCUUUAGAAAUAUACUUUGCCACGGCAAAGGUUCUGUUGUUCAUCACUCUGUAAAGGAGAUGAGAAGAGUCCCAGAGGCUGAGCUCUAUUAACCAAUUGGCAUCAUGUUCUACUUAUAAAAAUAGCAGCAUGUGCUACUACUGGCUAUGGCAGUGCUCUGAUCAGUAGGGUUGCCUUGAUAAAGGGUUUAUACAUAUUUAAUGAUCCAUUUAUAGAUAAUUAAUGAAGCAAUUAGUGCUCUGUGUAUUUUCUACGCAUGCAUUAUGUAGCCACCAAAUUUCUAACCUUUAUCUCCACUGAUGGACAUGUUUUCACCCGAUUCCCAAAUUAGUUUCACCAUUACACUACAAGGACCAGCCUUUAGGGUAUAUAAAUAACUUCACACACAGUCCUUUGUGGCAUGUAUCCUUCAAGAGAUGGUAUUUCGAGCCGAUUGUGUCACUAAAGAGUCUCGAGGGAGAGGGUGCCAUUCGUCUUAUUGAGUGUGUUCUCUUGUC